This is a messenger RNA of Caenorhabditis elegans, 1082 nucleotides long. RefSeq names its product Cuticle collagen 14 (gene col-14). Lineage: Eukaryota; Metazoa; Nematoda; Chromadorea; Rhabditida; Rhabditidae. The record is from RefSeq and is marked reviewed. Gene Ontology annotation, molecular function: structural constituent of cuticle. The transcript has 3 exons. The coding region runs from base 1 to 1038 and encodes 345 amino acids.
AUGGCAAAACGCGCACGUCUUCGACUGAUUCUUCUUGCCAAAUUGGUGUCUUUGAAGAUGUCUGACGAAAAAGAAAAAAGAUCAUUGAGGCCUGUUGCCUUUGUGGCUGUGGUGUUCUCAACUGUUGCCAUUACAUCAUGCCUUAUCACUUUUCCAUUAAUUUUGCAUUAUAUUCAAACUUUGGAAUCUCAAGUUCAACUUGAUCUUGAAUUCUGCCAGGCUAGAGCUAGAGAUAUGUGGAAAGAAAUGUUGGAUAUUGAAACUGGAGGAAAGAAGGAUUCAGCAAAAUUGGCUAACAUUGUUCUCAAUCAUAGAAGACUCGAGAAACGUGACACUCUCCAAGACUUCUGGGCUCGCCGCCUUCACGACCAAGAACUCCGUGACCAACCGGUUGGAUACGAUAAUCCAUCUGUUGGAGUUGAAUCAUUCAACUCCGAAGGUGGAGGGUGCUGCACUUGUCAUCGUGGACCACCAGGACCAGCUGGAGAUGGUGGACGUGAUGGAGCCGAUGGAGUGGAUGGAACACCGGGAGAGAUUGGACCUCCAGGACCCCCAGCUCCACCAGGACCAGAUCCACACUCACUCUUCCCACCACAAUGUCCAUGUGAGGCUCCACCAGGUGACGGUGGACCACCAGGACAACCAGGACCAGAUGGACCACCAGGAGCCCCAGGAAAUGCCGGAGAGGACGGGAAACCAGGAGAUCAAGGACCACGUGGACCACCAGGAAUUCCAGGAGCUCCAGGACAACCAGGACGUCCAGGACCACCAGGAGAGCCAGGAACCUACAAGACUGAAGUUGGACCAGCUGGAAGAGCCGGAGCUCCAGGAAGACCAGGACCACCAGGACAACCAGGACCAGCUGGACCACCAGGAGAAAAUGGAAAGGGAGGUGGCCAAGGACCAUCAGGGCUCCCAGGACCACCAGGGCAACCAGGACAAAAUGGAGCACCAGGAGAAGUUGGACAACCAGGAGACAACGGAGCUCCAGGAAGUUGCGAUCAUUGUCCACCAGCUCGUUUGGCUCCAGGAUAUUAGAUUCUUUUUUCUUUUUUACAAUAAAAUAUUUUAUGACUCAAAAU